UAUCAAGUUCUAUAGCCAUCACAUAGCCGCCUAAACUUCUCUGACCCAAUGUUGAAGAUCCAUAAAGGAGAAUCCGAAGGCGAGAUGGUGGAAUGAAGAUCUCAUUUUACUAGCACAUGUUAGAGAAGAAGGAAUCCAAUUCAGGCAAGCCAGAUUUAAUUUUCUAUCAAAGAUCUGAUAUACUUGUCUUAAACCAUUUAACUUUUAUUGAUUUAGUUGUUAGAUCAAGCAAGAAAACAAAAACUAAAAGAAUUCUGUAAUGGAUUAAACUGUUGAUAUGUGGGUAGCGAAAUUAACGGUACAGAUUCGAUUUAAUCGUUUGAUUUUUUGUUUUAUAAGGUUAGCUGAAUCACGGGUUUUGUUUGAAACUAACCCGUUGAAGCCGCUUGGAGAUCUGCUUGAACUUGAGGGACUUUUGACACCAAGGUUUUGUCAUGCUCUUUCAAUCAAAAACAAUGGGUCUCUGAAACUGAAAAACGAAAGUUGUCAUCCGUCCAUCCCUAAGUUUAAAAGGUUAGCGGAAGAAGCUUGGUUGGAAUUUGGCCUGAAAGUGAAGAGGUUGAGUCUUUCUAGCCCUAUGAGUUUAUCAAGCUCCAAUGGGAUUGGAUUGGAGAAGCUGUGGAACUGUUUUAAGCGAGGUUAAUCUGAUCAAGGAGAUAAUACAAUCGUCUGAAAAAACUAUUUUUGGACUUGAAAGUAGCUAGGGUCUAGUCCGAUCACUUCACUGUACUUGACAUUAAGAGUGAUACCAGUAGAAGUUACUUAGCUUUUAUUCCCCCUGUUUUUGGAUAAGAGGAUACCUCUUAAACUUAAGAACGAAAGAGCUCAAUUUCUAAAGGAAAGUAACCAAUUUGUAAUUGUAACUAUGUGUUAAUGAUGGUCACUACUCUCUACAUAUAUAUAACAUAACUCCAUCGACUUGAUGGAGGCAAGUAU
Messenger RNA from Arabidopsis thaliana (thale cress), 936 nucleotides. RefSeq lists its product as uncharacterized. NCBI's taxonomy places the organism in Eukaryota, Viridiplantae, Streptophyta, Magnoliopsida, Brassicales, Brassicaceae. The record is from RefSeq and is marked reviewed. The coding region runs from base 278 to 643 and encodes 121 amino acids. The transcript is spliced from 2 exons.